Monoraphidium neglectum is the source of this 660-nucleotide messenger RNA. RefSeq names its product ATP-dependent protease ATP-binding subunit HslU. Lineage: Eukaryota; Viridiplantae; Chlorophyta; Chlorophyceae; Sphaeropleales; Selenastraceae. The record is from RefSeq and is a predicted model, not a curated record. The transcript is spliced from 6 exons. The coding region runs from base 1 to 660 and encodes 219 amino acids. Gene Ontology annotation, molecular function: ATP binding; ATP hydrolysis activity.
AUGUACCCAGAAAGCGGCACCCCGCUGUCGCUCCUGUCAGGCGGUGUUGCUCCAGCCAUUGCGAGCGGCAGCAGCAGCAGCGGCAGCAGCAGCAGCAGCAGCAGCAGCAGCAGCAGCAGCAGCAGCAGCAGCAGCAGCAGCAGCAGCAGCGUCGAGGAUGACCCCACUGCCAAAACCGGCAGCAGCGGCGGCGGCAAGGAUCGCGGCAGCGGCGGCCGGUCGACGAAGCAAAGCAAUGGCGGCGCAGCCGCAGCGGCGGCGGUGGUCGACCCGCUGGCAUCUGCGCUGGGUGGUGCGGCGGCGGCGGCGCGGACGCUGACGCCGCGUGAGAUUGUGGAGCGUCUGGACUCCUACAUUGUGGGGCAGAAGGAGGCCAAGCGCGCCGUGGCUGUCGCGCUGCGCAACCGGUGGCGGCGCCACCAGCUGGAGGCGGACGCGGCGCGGGAGGUGGUGCCGCGCAACAUACUGAUGAUCGGGCCCACGGGCUGCGGCAAGACGGAGAUCGCGCGGCGACUGGCCAAGCUUGUUGACGCGCCCUUUGUCAAGGUGGAGGCCACAAAGUUCACUGAGCUCGGCUACGUGGGGCGUGAUGUAGAUGAGAUCGUGAAGGACCUUGUGGAGGCAUCCAUGGGGCUCACGCGAUCACGGGCCGCCGCUUAA